AUGAUCGCUGACGGUGCCAAGCGGCUGCAGGAGCUGGGUGUGUCCAAGGUGCUCGUCAACCUGACGCCCCCAAUGGGCUGCCAACCGUAUCGGACCUGGAUGACCAACUACGCCCAAUGCGACAGCCACGUCAACACGGCGAGCAGCAUCCACAACGCGGCUCUCAAAAGGAAGAUGGACGACUUCCAAGACGUGCUCGUGCUCGACCUCGACUCCAUAUUCAGCCAACUCAUCCAAUCCAACUCCGAGUUCAAGGGCAAGUACACACCGUGUUGCGAUGCUACAUCUAAACCAGAAGGCUAUUGCGGACAGGAGGACAGCAAUGGCAACGCGCAGUACAGCCCAUGCCCCAACCCGGAGGAUUUCUUCUACUGGGACUGUGUGCACCCCACACAAGCAGGCUGGGAGGCCGUCAUGAACCGCCUGGAGCAACCCAUCCUGAAUUUCUUAGGCUUGUACUCCUAG
Messenger RNA from Panicum hallii, 465 nucleotides. RefSeq names its product GDSL esterase/lipase At5g03600-like. NCBI's taxonomy places the organism in Eukaryota, Viridiplantae, Streptophyta, Magnoliopsida, Poales, Poaceae. The transcript has 2 exons. Bases 1 to 465 code for a protein of 154 amino acids. The record is from RefSeq and is a predicted model, not a curated record. Gene Ontology annotation, molecular function: hydrolase activity, acting on ester bonds.